GGAGUGCACUGCAGAAGACGCAUAUCCGGGGGCCGGCCCUGGUGCCGGUUCCUGGUGCCCUUGUGGUGACAACAGCAUCUGAGGAAUAAAACACCAGAGAACCAGAGCUCAUGACUGAUCCUUCUGCAGCCAGUCCAGCCUAGGGGUCACCCCGGCACCUCCCUCAGUGACUGGUAUCACAAGGGAGAUUUAGGAACUUGCAAACCUUUCUCUAAGACAUGAAACUUUGGGGGCAAAUACUUUGGACCCUCCUAUCUGGUUCCAGGGGAAGGAGGGGAGCCCCCCAAGGUUGGGCCCUCAACUCAUGGAAGCCUCGUUCAUCUCUGUCUGGGCAGUUGAGUGCCACAGAGGUGGUCAGCCACUGGACACAGGUCUUUGAGCAAAGAGGUAUCCCAGAGGCCCAGGAGUCCAGUGAGUACAUCGUGGCCCACGUUCUUGGAGCCAAAACAUUUCAGAGCCUGAGACCAGUACUUUGGACCAAGCCACUGGCCCCUAAACAACUGCAGUACAUCCAGGAACUGUGUAGUCAUCGAUUACAGAGGAUGCCGGUGCAGUAUAUCCUUGGGGAGUGGGACUUUCAGGGACUCAGUCUGAAAAUGGAACCCCCGGUGUUCAUUCCUCGGCCAGAGACGGAAGAACUGGUUGAAUGGGUUUUAGAGGAAGUGGCCCAGAGACCCCCUGCAGUGGGAGCCCAGGGUGGUCCCCUCAUUCUGGAGGUGGGCUGUGGAUCAGGAGCCAUUGCCCUCAGUCUGCUGAGUCAGCUCCCUGAGAGUCAAGUCAUUGCUGUGGAUAAGGGAGAAGCUGCUGUUCGUCUGACCCGUAAGAACGCUCAGAGGCUUCAGUUGCAGGACAGGAUCUGGAUCGUUCCCCUUGAUAUAACUUCAGAAGGGUGCUGGACACACCUUUUGCCCUGGGGUCCCAUAGACUUGGUGGUCAGUAACCCCCCCUACGUCUUCCACAAGGACAUGGAACAGCUGGCCCCAGAGAUCUGCAGCUAUGAAGACCUGGUAGCCCUGGAUGGUGGUGAGGAAGGCAUGGACAUCAUUACCUGCAUCUUGACCUUGGCUCCCCAGCUAUUGAAUGCCUCUGGAAGCAUCUUCUUAGAAGUGGACCCAAGACACCCAGAGCUUGUCAGCAGCUGGCUUCAGAGCCGGCCCGACCUGCGUCUUAGUCUUGUGGCUGUACGGAAAGACUUCUGUGGGAGGCCCCGGUUCCUGCAUGUCCGGAAGUCUGCAGCAUAGUGUGGCUACUCUGUGAACAGCUGGCCAGGAUUCCAGUCUGCUGGGGGCCUGGCUGGCCCUGCAUGGAAUACUGCUCAGAGGGAGGCAGUAAUGCUGUCCAGAACCACAGGCAUGGCCCAUGGUUCUGUGAUUUCCCAAGAUGGAUGUUGCUAGGAGACUUGGAAAUAAGGAUGGAGUGUUCUUCCUGGGGCAGCAAAGAACAGAGACUCAAGAGCUGGGUUUCAGGCCCAGCUCUUUCUCCUCAGUGUCGCAGGCUACUUGGUGUUCCUGUGGUGAAACUGCUGAGAAGAUGUUGGGAAAUGUGGCCAGUUAAGGACCGAGAGAACAAUAAAUGGUAAACCAGC
Messenger RNA from Microtus ochrogaster (prairie vole), 1585 nucleotides. It is a transcript of the gene Hemk1, whose product is annotated as HemK methyltransferase 1, mitochondrial release factors N(5)-glutamine. Gene Ontology annotation, biological process: protein methylation. Lineage: Eukaryota; Metazoa; Chordata; Mammalia; Rodentia; Cricetidae. Gene Ontology annotation, cellular component: mitochondrion. The record is from RefSeq and is a predicted model, not a curated record. Gene Ontology annotation, molecular function: nucleic acid binding; protein methyltransferase activity.